AUGUUCCAACUUAUUAGAAAUCGACAUUCAGGGAAUAAUAUAUUGAGAAUCUUUUCACAUACAACAAGAGGAAAAGAUAGAUAUAUUACAAGUAGUUCUACGGCGCAAGUUUUACCAGAUAAUUUAAAUUCCAAUCGAUUAGAUGCCGCAAAUGAAGAUGAUGAGUUAAUAAGUCAGCAAUCUGAACGGGACGAAUUUGAAACUUCAUCACCCGAAGCUUCAUCACCUGAUGAAUGGAAGUUCUUAUUUGAGACUGUGAUCGAAGAAGAGAAGAAAGAACGCGAACGUCAUCCAUCAUCUUUUGAUAAUCAUGAUAGGUAUGAUAGGUAUUCACCACCACCUAGAAAACGACAGUCAUCAAGAGAGGAAAUUUAUCGAGAGAGUCAAAAAAGAUUUAUACCUUUUGAAAAAAAUGAGGGCGCUUUCCAUAGAAUCUUUCGUACCCUCCUUGAUAGUAAAAAUUAUGAACGUUGGAAAGAUUCGAGAUUAGACACGAUGAAUGAAGAAUCAAAGUCAUCAACAAUUGAACAAUAUUUGUAUGAUUUAAUGCGACGAGGUGAAAAACAACAACCGGUGAGCGAACAACAAGGGAUUCAAUUAGAACGAGAGCAUGAUGUACCAAAUGAGUCGAUGAAAGAAGCAUCAUCAUUAUCAAAUGUAUUUAAUGAACCGGAGAAUGAAGCAAUAGAAAUCAAAAAUGAAUUAUUAAAAUGCGAAGCAAAAAUACGAUUUCAAGAGAUCAUUUCUAAAAAUAUUUUUGGAGUUGAUCAUGAGAAUUCUAUUAAAUCAAAGCGCGUAGUUGAUGAUUUCAAUAGACCAUUUCCCUUUAGAUAUGAAAUGUUAUUAAAUCAAUCAAUUUUAUUGUGUAAUAUUAAAUUUAAAGAUCCUCAUUUAGCUUUAUCAAUAUUUGAACAAACAAAAAGAAGGGGAUUAUUAUCUUAUGUAUUGGGUUGUUCUACAAGAGUGUAUAAUCAAAUAUUAUUAAUUAGAUGGGAAUUUUGGAAAGAUAUAAAGGGAAUCGAAAGGUUAUUGGAUGAAAUGAAAUAUAAUGGAGUUUCAUUUAAUGAUGAGACUUUUAAGAUUAUUUCUGAUAUUAGUUUAGAAGUUGCUUCAUAUACUAACUCGGAGAAAUGGGAUUUAUUUGAUAUAGAAGCUUACAAAAACGUCUUAAAAUUAUUUAAAAUAAAUGAAGGAAAACUUUAA
Molecule: messenger RNA, 1203 nt
Organism: Funneliformis caledonium
Lineage: Eukaryota; Fungi; Glomeromycota; Glomeromycetes; Glomerales; Glomeraceae
Source: the annotation of a GenBank genome assembly